AUGCCUUUACGCGUCAUCGUGGUAGGGGCCGGUAUUGCGGGACUCUGCGCUGCCGUGGCGCUGCGACAGCAUGGGCACUCAGUGACGAUAUUUGAAAAGUCCAAGUUCGCCACGGAUAUCGGCGCUGCUAUUGCCCUCUCUCCCAACGGCGUGCUCGUUCUGCAAGGCCUGGGCUUUUCUUUCCAGAAUGCCCGCGCCCAGUCCCAGGAUGUAUGGGAAUCGCUUGAUGGCCGGACUUUGGACCGUCUCGCGUACGCCCAAGUGACCGAUGCGCAGGAGAGAUUCGGCGCUCCGUUUCUGGCCAUUCAUCGCGUGGAUCUCCAUACCGAAUUGCUUCGGCUUGCUCUGGAAGAUGACCACGAGGGCGGCUCCUGCUCACCACCGACAACGCUUCAUCUCAACUGUCGCAUUGUUGCAGUGCAACCCGAGCAGGGAACGGUUCAGUUGGAGGACGGUUCGCUGCACCAUGCCGAUUUGGUCGUCGCUGCCGACGGCCUACGGUCCGUAAUCCGACCAGCCGUGGUGAGUCGCGAGAAAGAAGAAGAAGCAAAGCCCACUCCAUCCGGCAUGAGUGCGUUCCGGUUCCUCGUUCCGACCGCCAGCCUGAAACACGAUGCUGUGUAUGAGAGAGCGAAGAAAUGGAAGAACGCCCGAGGAGUCACGGUCAUGGCCGAUACUCAAGAUCUUGACUUUAAAGAUCGCCAUAUUGUCUGGUAUGCGUGCCAGGGCUCCGCGGAGAAUGUGAAGCUCUGGCCGUUAUUCGUCCAUAAGCCAUUGAACAGUUGGACAUACGGUCGGGUCAUCCUAAUUGGAGAUGCAGCGCAUCCCAUGUUGCCCUUCGGCGGUCAAGGAUCUAACCAAGCGAUGGAAGACGGAGGGGCUUUGGGAACCCUCUUGGCCGGAGUCCACCAUGCCGCCGAUAUCCCCGAAAGGUUGGCCAUUUUUGAGGACAUUCGCCGGCUUCGUGCAUCACGAGUCCAGAUCUUGUCCCGAGUGCGCAUUGGGACCGAAGAUCGCGUCAGGCAGGAGCUGGAGGCGUAUUGCAAACCCGAAGACACUGUGCCGACUACGUUUGCCGCUAGACAAGCUCAUGAUUCCGGGUUCAAUGUUCUGGCCGCAUGCCGAGACGCCCUCCAUCAGAGGGGUUUAUCAAACUUGGACAUCUAG
Messenger RNA from Penicillium lagena, 1167 nucleotides. RefSeq names its product FAD-dependent oxidoreductase. Gene Ontology annotation, molecular function: FAD binding; monooxygenase activity. The record is from RefSeq and is a predicted model, not a curated record. NCBI's taxonomy places the organism in Eukaryota, Fungi, Ascomycota, Eurotiomycetes, Eurotiales, Aspergillaceae. The coding region runs from base 1 to 1167 and encodes 388 amino acids. The transcript is spliced from 5 exons.